GAACGCGCGCAUGCGCAAAACGCAUCUGCAGGCUAAUGGCGCGUCUAUGAACAUGUUGCUAACCGGACAUCUCCGGCGACAAUCACAAAUGGCGUCAUUCAAAACAUACUGCCGCUGGUAUUAAUGUGUCUUUUGGUGUAGGGUAGCAUAAGUGACGCCGAGCUAAGCUAUGGCUCACUUGAGCAAUUUCGAGAGAGAAACAGAGAAGGAGACGAAGGAGCUGAUCAGGUGUGUGAGUGGUCUUCAAGAUGAGGAGGAAAACAACUUCCAGAUGGCUCUCAAAUUCGCUUGGUCCAAUUUCAGGUUCCAUCGUUUCCUGGAUGUGGACAGUCACAAAGUGCAGCGUAGCAUCAGUGGAAUUUACGAAAAACUCACGGUCCACUCGGAAGUGAGUAAGGCUGAAAGCUGGAUGAGGUUGACCGCCGAGUUCCUCGACUCGCCCUUACCUAGCGUCAAUGAAACAAAGACUGACGUACACUUCAGUAUAUUAUCGCUGUUACUACUCUUAUCGGACUCCCCCUCUAACACUAAUUAUACAGAGAGACCUCGGCUGAAGGAGGCUGAACCAAAGGACAACUUCGAUUGGGCGAAAUACCUCCUGGAGGGUGAGGACAUAGACAACGGGCCAUACCUUGAUACUCCCGAGUGGUCUGAGGAGGAGAGCGACGGCGAGGACAGCUGUCAGCCAAUCAGCAGGGAGGACUCCGGGAUUCAGUUGGACAAAACCCCACAAGAGGACAAAGACCAAGGCAGCAAGACGGUUUCGAUCCCGUGGACAGUGGGUGAACCCGAUGCUCGAGCCUGGCUGGAGCAACACGUAGUGACCCCCUACUGGGUGCCGCACGCCCCCCGAUUCGCCCACAGCCUCCAUUUACACUCCAACUUGCUCAAUGUCUGGGACCAGCACUUGUACAACACGGAUCCGCUGUAUCUGCCCGAAGAAAAAGCUUUUGUUACAGAGACCCAAGUCAUCCGGGAAACUCUGUGGCUUCUGUCUGGGGUUAAGAAACACUUCAUAUUCCAGCAUCACGAUGGGAAAGUGUCAGUUAGGAAUAACGUGGUGGUCACUCAUCUUACCAGUAAUUGCCUUCGGUCCGUGCUGGAGCACGUGGCCGCGUACGGCCAGGCGGUUUCCCGGCUGCAGAGGUUCAUCGACGAGGUGACAGGUCACUGCCCCGAGGCUGGUCCGCCCGGCGCUAAGAGGGGCUCCGAGCCUCCGUUCAGGACCUACCAGGCCUUUGUGUGGGCCCUCAAUAAAUACUUCACCAGCUUCAAGGAGGAGCUGGUUGCCAUCGAGCGAGGCCUGGUCUGCAAAGAUGAGACGGUGACGCUGUCCGGCGUGCUGGAACGUCUCAACCCGCAGCUGGCGCAGAUCAAAGUGCUCCACAAGGUCUUUUGCACCGGCAUUGCUGAGGUGCCCCCCGAGACCCCCAAUGUGGUUCGCGCGUCCCACCUACUCAACACGCUCUACAAGGCCAUCAUUGAGUACGACAGCGUCGGGGAAGCUUCCGAGCAAACGGUGGCUUUACUGUUUUCACUCUGGACUGAAACCGUGCGACCAUAUUUGGAGAUCGUGGACGAAUGGAUUGUCCACGGACACUUGUUCGAUCCCGCCAAAGAGUUCAUCAUCCAAAGGAACAAGGACGUGGCGGUGAACCACAGGGACUUCUGGCACGCCACCUACACGCUGUACAGCAUCUCCGAGACGGUGGAGAGCGAGAUGAGCGACGCGGCCAGCGGCAGUUCGGGAGGGGACGGCGGAGGAGGAAACCGGCAGCUAACCAUGGUGUCCUUCCUUAAGCCCGUCCUCAAGCAGAUCAUCAUGGCUGGAAAGUCCAUGCAGCUCCUCAAGAACCUGGACCGCAAAGAAGAUGCUCAGCAGUCCUCCAGAGAUGCUGAGCGCAAGAGUUUAUACACGCUGUUCCUGGAGUCGGUGCAGUCGCGUCUCCGCAGCCAGGACGCGUCCCCCUCUGGCGCCGUGACCGAGCAACAGGCCACCAGGAAGAGCCUGAUCCGGAUGCAGUCGGUCAUCACGCAGCAUCUCCAGAUUGAAGAUCUUCAUGACCCACUGCUGGCUAUCAACUUUGCCAGGCUCUACUUGGAGCAGAGCGACUUCCACGAGUGCUUCUCUCGGGACGACUUCACUGUGGACCGCUCGUCGCAGUCGGUCACCUGCCAGACUUUCGAGCUCACGCUGCGCUCCUGCCUCUACCCGCACAUCCAACGGCGCUACGUCGAGUGCUGCGGCAACCUCAUGACGACCCUGAAGAAAGACUACAAGCUGCUGGAGUACCUUCAGGCCAUGAGGAAUUACUUCCUGCUAGAGGCCGGCGACACCAUGUACGACUUCUACACGGCCAUCUUUGACAAGGUACGAGAGAAGGAGAGCUGGCAGCAGCCAGCUUUCCUCAACGGCCAGCUGCAGGAAGCCGUCAGACAGCGCCGCCCGGAGGACAGUAGCAGAUUGUCAAUCUUCUUAGAGACAAUUGAUCCUGGCCGGAAGAAACACCCGGUCAAUAAUCUUGAAGUGCUGACCCUCAGUUACAAGGUUCCGUGGCCUGUUGACAUUGUGAUCAGCUCCGAGUGCCAAAAGAUUUACAAUCAAGUAUUCCUGCUGUUGCUUCAGAUCAAAUGGGCCAAGUACAGCUUGGACACGCUUCGAUUCAGCGAGUUUGCAGACUUCACAAUGAAACUGGAGGUGGCGCCGGCCGACGAUGCCAAAGCGAAAGAACGACCGCCGGUCAGGCAGCAGAUCCACCGCAUGUGUUUGCUGCGUGUCAAACUGAUGCAUUUUGUCAACAGUCUUCACAACUACAUCAUGACCAGGAUUCUGCACAGCACUGGACUGGAGUUCCAGCACCAAGUGCAGGAAGCAAAGGACUUGGAUCAGCUGAUCAAGAUCCAUUACAAAUACUUGGCGACCAUUCAUGACCGUUGCUUGUUGAGGGAGAAGGUGAGUUUUGUUAAGGAAGCCAUCAUGAAGGUUCUCAACCUGGUCCUCAUCUUCUCAGACCGAUGGCAAGCCGGAUUUGGAGCUUGGAAGAUCGAGUCCAUUGCUAAAAUGGAGUCUGAUUUCAAAAACUGUCACAUGUUCCUGGUGACCAUCCUCAACAAGGCGGUGUGUCGUGGCUCUUUCCCUCAUUUGGAGUCGCUCGCCCUCUCGUUGAUGGCGGGCUUCGAGCAAUGCUGACGGGGCGGCCGCAGACUAACAAAGAGUUUUAUGAGCACUAUAAAUGGUGUGAUUGCAAAAAAAGCAAGACUUAAUGUAUUUUGACCUGUUAUCAAGGUGACUGUUAAUAAUGUGUUGCUGUUUGAAGCACAGUAAAUCCUACUUCAUUUUGAA
Syngnathus typhle (broad-nosed pipefish) is the source of this 3343-nucleotide messenger RNA. RefSeq names its product tubulin gamma complex component 5 (gene tubgcp5). Gene Ontology annotation, molecular function: microtubule minus-end binding; gamma-tubulin binding. The record is from RefSeq and is a predicted model, not a curated record. Bases 170 to 3190 code for a protein of 1006 amino acids. NCBI's taxonomy places the organism in Eukaryota, Metazoa, Chordata, Actinopteri, Syngnathiformes, Syngnathidae. Gene Ontology annotation, cellular component: equatorial microtubule organizing center; spindle pole; gamma-tubulin complex. Gene Ontology annotation, biological process: cytoplasmic microtubule organization; mitotic cell cycle; meiotic cell cycle. The transcript has 22 exons.